Molecule: messenger RNA, 991 nt
Organism: Spea bombifrons (plains spadefoot toad)
Lineage: Eukaryota; Metazoa; Chordata; Amphibia; Anura; Pelobatidae
Gene: CMTM8
Product: CKLF like MARVEL transmembrane domain containing 8
Exons: 4
Coding region: 179-691 (170 amino acids)
Biological process (GO): myelination
Cellular component (GO): membrane
Molecular function (GO): structural constituent of myelin sheath
Source: RefSeq, a predicted model, not a curated record
ACCCAUCACAGCAGAAUAGGAGUAAAGGUGUGAAUCCUGCCACCUAAAGAAACCAUCAGUGGCUGUUGCUAUAAAAGCUCUGUAUAUUUCCAGAUCAGCUAACAAGCAGAGAAGGUGGAAAUGUUAGUGUGCCUGAAGGUUUCUGUUUAAGUGCUUUUGGGGGGUUUCUACAGGGGAGAUGGACGAGGAGCGACCCCGAUCCAACACUGUGACCACCACAACCAGUUCGUACAGUGAGAACUUCUCCAGCAGUGCCAGCUUCUCCUAUGACAGAAACUUCAUCUGGACAGCACCAGGACUCUUCCUGCUGGCAGAAAUCAUAUUCGGUUUGUUGGUCUGGGCACUCAUCGCUGGGUCUGAAUAUUUCCACUUCCCUGCGUUUGGCUGGGUGAUGUUCAUAGCUGUAUUUUCCUGGGUUCUCACAGUCUUCUUUUUAUUAAUUUAUAUUACGAGGGCUUACACAAAAAUCACCAAGGUUCCUUGGACAUUGGUAGGGCUGUGUUUUAACGGAAGUGCCUUUGUUUUAUACCUCGUCGCUGCUAUAGUAGACGCAAGCUCAAUUUCAAAGGAUAUUCCCCGUCGCCAUAAUUACAACAGCUGGACAGCAUCAGCAUUUUUUGCCUUCUUGGUUACGGGCUGCUAUGCUGCAAGCACAUAUUUCAGUUUUCAAGCUUGGAGGACGAGAAGUUAAUUCAAUGUUGAACUCACAACUGUCUAUAUUUAUAUUGUAAAAGCCAGAGCGCGCUGCACCUUCAUAUCAUUUCACCUUUAUAAUAUUUAGUGUUUUAGAUUUACAGUGUGGUUAUUAAUAAACAUGGGAUGGAACUCGAGUGCAUAAAUAUUUUUAAUGCCUGUUCCUAAAAACCGAAGUAUAUUUACAAGAUGAAUGUCUAUUUUAAUUUAACCACUCUAUCGUGUAACAUGAAAAAUGUCUUAAUUCUAAAUAUAUAUUGUGCCACAAAAAACUGUAAUAAAAACACUGGAAAAAAUA